AUGUACUUUCGUGUUUCUGGUCAGUGUUAAACGUGUUUUUUCGGUAGUAGGUGAAGUCUAAUGGUUGAAGUCAACAAAGGAACAGAGCAAAAGUUGCGUCCAUCCGACUUGAAUUGUAACUAACGAAUGGAAAAGUCUUGCCAAAGGGAAAUGUACAGCGCAACAAACUGCAACUUUUCGCCUACUGACGUUAAUCAUUAUUAAUUUGUAUCUGUCGGUUUUCUCGGAUCUACUUUUUUUCUGUGGGUUUUCAUUUCAAUUCUCACUUUUUGAGCGUCGGGAAAUAGCGAUUUGAAGACUUAAUGUUCGCCACUUCCGCAAUGCUCCAGACAGAGUUAUAAAGUUGUAGCCUAUUUUUCUGUUGUUCUAAGGGAAGUGGUAGAAUAGAGGAACUAUGGCUACAGCAUCGAGCCUGAGUCUCAUGAAGCCAACAGACCUGAUCAAGAAAGAGCCUUUGGAUUAUGGAGGGUUUGGGGAAGUGUACCUGUGUUACCACAAAACACUAGGCCAGGUGGUGUUAAAGACAGUCUACACUGGACCGCCUCGCAUCGGGCGCCAGAAGCAGUCUCUCCUGGAUGAAGGCAGUCUGAUGAGCAGACUCAACCAUCAGCGAGUGGUCAAGCUGCUGGGUGUGAUUCUGGAAGACGGAGACUAUUCUUUAGUGAUGGAGCUCAUCCCGAACGGAAACCUGCUCAGCAUGCUGGAGACGGUGACGGUUCCAAUAUCUGUGAAAGGAAGGAUCAUUCUGGAAAUCUUGGAGGGAAUGGUUUAUCUCAUGGAGAACCAAGUUAUUCACAAAGAUCUAAAACCCGAGAACAUCCUGGUGGACAAGCAUUUCCAUAUAAAAAUAGCAGAUCUGGGUCUGGCCACAUCUGAGGCGUGGAGCAAGCUGACGAAAGAGGAAUCUCGCAGACAGAGUCGCCUGGGAAAGAAGUCGUGUUUGCGCGGCGCCGGCACGCUGUGCUAUAUGGCCCCGGAGCACCUCGGGAGCAUACACACCCGCUCCACCGAAAAAUCUGACGUCUACAGUUUUGCCAUAGUCGUUUGGGUCAUCCUCACGGGCCGUGAGCCGUAUGAAAAUGCCAGAAGUGAGGAUCAAAUCUGCCACUGUGUGUGUCAGGGGGAACGGCCCAAUGAAGCGCUAAUCCCGAGUGACACACCUCAAGAGAUCAUAGACCUCAUGAAGACGUGCUGGAAGGAGGAGUGCAAGGACCGCCCCACAUUUAAAGAUAGCUAUGAGAGCUUGUUACCGUUUUACAGAGAAAAGCUGGAACCAAAUGUAAAAGCGGAUUUGGAAAGUCUGAUGAGAUUGUAUCAGGGCCCUGAGGAGCUUGUAGAAAAAAUGAAAUCCCUCACAACAGACUCGCUCACUCCUGAAGACCCUUCGCCAUCUUCCAGAGACUCUCCAGCGCCCUUGAGGAGCUCGGACAUCGGGCCGGUGGAGGCCAGCAUUGAAGAUCUCAGCUUCAGGACGGCUGAAGAGUCUCUCCUGGAGAUGGACGCAGCUCCUCCCAGCUCUCCACAUCUGGAGCUGAAACUGGCACAAGAGUACAACUAUCACAAAUAUGGCAGUCGAAUAGUCGAUCAGCCAGACUUGCCAUCGCACAGCGUCCAUAAUCCGCCCCCACAGCAACCGGCCAGUAGCAGGUGGGCCGGAGAUGUGUCUGCUCAGAUGUCUUCUGUGAAACCCACCACUUACCCAACCCCGCUGGACAAUCUCUAUCUGAGACCGGCUGCUGCGACUUCAUUAGACAGUUCUCACAGGCAGGACUUUGCAAGUCAGCUCUCGAUGUCCUAUUCUGAGGUGGACAGACUUAAACAUCCUCAUCAUCCAACAUACGAUCGUUUCAAGUCCUGCCCAGAUAGUGGAUCAGCAGCAGAGUCUUUCAUACCGGAUUCAAACCCUGGUCUGCGUUUUAACUCGCAACUCGUAUGUCCUCCGUCUGACUCGGGGUGGCCUGUGAACAUCUCGAAUGCCAAAGCAAUUCAAAUCGGGAAUUGCAACACGAUGAAUUUGCGAAUGACUGAUAGCAGCCCAUCAUUCCUCAGCUCUUUAUCCACUGGAUCUGCCAACAGAACCAGAUAUAAUGAGCUUCUAUCGAAGUACGAGGACCACACCGUGACCGAAGAUCACCUGGAGCUCGUGCGGCAGAACGUCGGUGGGAACUGGAAGCAAGUGGCUCGUAAACUGGGUCUGACUGACAUAGACGUGGACACCAUCGAGCACGACUACGGCCGCGACGGCCUGGCAGAGGUGGUGCACCAGAUGCUGGAGCGCUGGAAGAUGAAGGAGGGUCUGCUGGGCAUCACCGUGGGUAAACUGUGCCGCGCGCUGGAGGGCUGCAUCAAAUCCAGCGUCCUCCUACAGCUGCUGGAGUCCUGAAACACAGCCGUAUGCCAUACCUGUCAACAUCUGGACUCCUAAAUAUGGGAGAUCUGAACGGGGGGGAGGGGGUGUACAU
This is a messenger RNA of Rhinichthys klamathensis goyatoka, 2462 nucleotides long. It is a transcript of the gene ripk1l, whose product is annotated as receptor (TNFRSF)-interacting serine-threonine kinase 1, like. Gene Ontology annotation, molecular function: protein binding; ATP binding; JUN kinase kinase kinase activity. The transcript has 10 exons. Bases 395 to 2383 code for a protein of 662 amino acids. Gene Ontology annotation, biological process: signal transduction; protein phosphorylation. The record is from RefSeq and is a predicted model, not a curated record. NCBI's taxonomy places the organism in Eukaryota, Metazoa, Chordata, Actinopteri, Cypriniformes, Leuciscidae.